GAAGACCUUCGUUUGUGGAUCGGUUGUAGAACAAUGCCCAGCACUUCUAUUAACUCCCGGGUGUUAACCCACUCAGACCUCCCCAGAAGCAUAAAGCCAAUACACUAUAGCUUGCUUUUGUUCAAUAUUGAAUUGUGCGAACCGUGGACAUAUCAAGGUCAUGUCCAAAUUCAUCUUGAAAUUGAGUCUGCAACCAAAUCAAUCGUUUUGAAUACGCAAGAACUCGUGUUGUCAACGGCGGAAGUUGUGACGACGACACUCAAGAACGAAAGAUCAGUGCUUCAAGCGACCAAAAUCUCUUAUGACCAUAGAAACCAACGAUGUACACUGGAGUUUGAACAGAAACUGCAGCCAACACAUGAAUCCACAACAGUCCUCCAUAUCUCUUUCAAAGGGACAGUCAACAAUCAGCUCACCGGGUUUUAUCGUUCAUCUUACGAGAACUUGGACGAGUCAGCAGGAGAUGAAGAUGAGGGGGAGGACGACGACGACGACGACGACGAAAGCCAGGAUACUCGCUUUAUGCUCAGCACCCAAUUCCAGCCUACCUAUGCGCGUCGAGCAUUCCCUUGUUUUGAUGAACCUGGCCUGAAAGCCACAUUUGACUUUGCUGUCGAAGUUCCUGUCGAACUGGUGGCCCUCAGUAACAUGCAAGUCAAGGGUGAAAGACCAGGCAAAAAUCGAAACUUCAAGGUGGUCGAGUUCGAGCGGACUCCAUUGAUGAGUACAUAUUUACUUGCCUGGGCCAUUGGAGAUUUCGAGUACAUCGAGCGUUUUGCAACACGUUCUGGUGCACCCAGUUACCCUGUCAGACUGUAUACGACUAAAGGUCUUGCCGAGCACGGGAAGUUUGGGAUCGAAGUCGCCAUCAAAGCUCUGGAUAUUCUUUCCAAGAUGUUCCGCAUAGAGUACCCUUUGGCAAAAUUAGACUUACUUGCAGUUCAUGGAAGCGCUGACGACGCCAUGGAGAAUUGGGGCCUGUUGACAUUCCAGAUAACGGCACUAUUAUUCGACGAGAAGUCUUCCGACCCGGAGUACCUGACCCACGUUGCCUACAUCGUCGCCCAUGAGUUGGCACACCAGUGGUUCGGGAAUCUGGUGACCAUGGAGUGGUGGAAUGAGUUGUGGCUCAACGAAGCCUUCGCGACGUGGGCCGGAUGGUAUGUUGUGGAUAUUUGCUAUCCUGAAUGGAACGUAUGGGCUCAGUUCGUCGGAGAGAGCAUGCAGUAUGCGUUCCAUCUUGAUAGCUUGCGGGCGAGUCACCCUGUCGAGGCACCUACCGUUGACGCUUUGGCGGUGGACUCCCUGUUUGACGACAUAUCAUACUCGAAAGGAAGCUCGCUCAUCCGAAUGCUGGCCACAUACAUGGGCGUGGAUGUCUUUUUAAAGGGAGUGUCGGAGUACUUGCACAAGUACGCCUACGGUAGUACGACGGCAGAGCAAUUGUGGGACGCCCUCAGCAGAGAGUCUGAAUUGGACGUCUCGGCCGUGAUGACUCCCUGGAUAAAGGCUGUUGGGUUCCCGGUCAUCAAAGUCGAUGAGGAAGGCAACAACUCUCCUCCUCACCAGCUCUUGAUUAGACAAAAGCGGUACCUAUGGGACGACUUUGUGAGUGAAGCGGGAGAAGAUACAACCAUCUGGUGGUUGCCAAUCAACACCACACCCAGCCCAAACGUGGCUCAACGGGAACAGCACCCUGAAGCAGCUGCCUGGCCCCGGGAGAACGCGAAAGAAGCCGGGAUUCAUGUCAUUGCCGCGUCAGAGUUUCGACCUCUUAAUACCGACCAAGCUGGAUUUUAUCGAACUGACUGGCCCCCUGCUUUGGUGAAGAAAUUGGAGGACAUGAUAACUUCCUUCUCCGUCCAAGAGCAGAUCGGUUUGCUUGGGGACGUUGUAGCCUCAGCAUCUUCGACGCAAGGCAGAAUGGAUAGUGGAGGCCUGUUAACUUUCAUGCAAAGCUUCCGCACCCAGGACGACAUUCAUAUCUGGAAUGCACUGCUAUCCAGUGUUUCUGAGAUUCAAUCGAUCUUCUCCGUUGAUGCGCAAAUGGCAACAGGAUUCAGGAAAUUCAUUUUAGACCUGACCUCAAUUGCUUUAAAGCGUCUGGGUUGGGAAAUGAGGUGUACGACUACUGCGUCCUCCACGCCUCUGACAGCCCGUCGUCUUCGUGGUCUUCUUGUCUUGACUGCGGGCCUUGCUGGUCACAAAGAUCUCGUGUCAGAAGCAUUGGGCCAUUUCGAGGCUUAUCUGGAUUCAGACGCUGUAGGGGCUACUGACCCGUCACUUCGACGAGCUGUAUUGAGCAUUUCAGUCAAUAGCGGAGGUCUCGAGGUUUUCAAGGCAAUGAAGACGGCGCAUUCGGAAACAGAAUUCAUCGAUGGCGAGGAAGUAAUUCUCAACUGCCUUGGUCAAGUGGCGACUCCACAGCUGGCGAGAAGAUACUUGGAUUGGGCUUUCAACGGCAACAUCGAAACGGAGGAAUUGGCCUGUGUCAUCGAUGGUCUCGCGGAAAACAGUAAUCCAGAAGUGCGAGAGGUGAUGUGGCACUUUAUAAAGGAGAAAUGGGGCAGGAUAGAGAAGCUUUAUGCUGGAUCCCUGGGGAUAUUUGCACCUAUCCUGCAACGAGCUCUGGAAACUCUGGUCUCUGACAAGAUUGCAAACGAUGUCAAGAUAUUUUUCGAGCACAAAGAGACGGCAGAGUAUGCCCAAGCCUUGGCCGUGGGGUUGGAGACGAUCGCAUGGCGCACCAAAUACCUCGAGAGGGACUUGGACGUGGUCAGGGAUUGGCUACAGAGUAGAGGAUAUAUGCCAGCAGACGUGAAGUAA
Messenger RNA from Exophiala oligosperma, 2826 nucleotides. RefSeq lists its product as uncharacterized. Gene Ontology annotation, molecular function: metalloaminopeptidase activity; peptide binding; zinc ion binding. Gene Ontology annotation, biological process: proteolysis; peptide catabolic process. The record is from RefSeq and is a predicted model, not a curated record. The transcript has 4 exons. Gene Ontology annotation, cellular component: cytoplasm. NCBI's taxonomy places the organism in Eukaryota, Fungi, Ascomycota, Eurotiomycetes, Chaetothyriales, Herpotrichiellaceae. The coding region runs from base 34 to 2826 and encodes 930 amino acids.